Messenger RNA from Bactrocera neohumeralis, 19045 nucleotides. RefSeq names its product voltage-dependent T-type calcium channel subunit alpha-1H (gene Ca-alpha1T). Gene Ontology annotation, cellular component: voltage-gated sodium channel complex; plasma membrane; neuron projection. Lineage: Eukaryota; Metazoa; Arthropoda; Insecta; Diptera; Tephritidae. Gene Ontology annotation, biological process: calcium ion transmembrane transport; membrane depolarization during action potential; sodium ion transmembrane transport. The transcript has 25 exons. Gene Ontology annotation, molecular function: low voltage-gated calcium channel activity; voltage-gated sodium channel activity. The record is from RefSeq and is a predicted model, not a curated record. The coding region runs from base 1198 to 11280 and encodes 3360 amino acids.
ACUGGCCAAGACUAGUAGGCUUUCAGCCUCCGAGCGGACAGCAACACGAAAUUCCUCCCUCCGAAGGGAUGCGCGCGUACGGUGAAAAUUAAGAGUUUUUUCAGUGUGGUGUUUAGACAGACCCAUGUACAUACAGUGUUACAGGUGCGCACAGACAUAUACACAUACAUAAAUAUAUAUAUAAUAUAACAUACGGUAUGUAUGUAAGCGUAAAUGUGUUCGCGCGUGAAAAAUUCAGUGUAUAAAUUCGUGCAGUAAAUACUUUGUGUGAAAAAUAGAAAAAAAAAAAUAAAAUUGAGAAAAAAGUUUACAAAAUUUGCAAAUUAAAUACAGUAAAUAUUUAAAGUGCAGUGAAUGGAAAAUGCGCCAGUGGCAAAAGCAAAUAUGAAAAUUUACAAAACAAAAAAUAAAUUUUUACGUACGAAAAGUGUGUGUGAGCAGCCUUACUGUAAUUAGAGCGGAAAUUCUGGUGAAACUUGUUGGGGUCGUGUAAAGAAAACUUUGAACUUUGUAGAAAAAAAAUAAAUAAUUUAAAAAAAAAAUUCAAAAUUAAAGAAAAGCUGAAAAUUUACAGGAAAAAUAUUAAAAAUUGUAUGAAAAUUGUGAGAAAUUAAAAAAGAAUAUUUAAAAAAAAUUAUAAAAAAAAAUUAAAAAAAAAAUAUUAACAAAAAAAUUACUAAAAAUAAAAAUAUUGUUUCAAAUUUAAAAAUUGUAUAAAAAAUUCUGAGUUAAAGCUCAACAAAGUUAAGUGUAUGUGCUGCAGUGUUAAAGUGUUUGCAAAAAAAUCCUAAGUUUUGUUGGCGAAGCAGCAGUGAUUUGGAGCGUUAAAUACAAGAAAAAAGAAUCAUCUCAAACUGUCAGUUCAGAACACUAGAACGGCAACUCGCAGCAACUUCCAGCGACAGAUCUUUACUACUGAAACCAUAAAAAGAACAAACAAAUAUCGUCAUACACCAACAAAUCCAAUUUAUACGAAUGCUUUUGAAAGCCACUGUGAAAUCUACCAAAAAAAAAGUAUCUAGCCAUACGCACGAGUAUUGAAAACUGAAGCUUAUUUAAUAUCGUACCACAAAGAUUCGAUUUCCGCAGAAGUUCACACGCAAACGCCCUGCAGCGAGUUUUCCAGAACACACUCUGCCCCCAACAACUCUCGCCUCACUGGAUAGCUGCUCGCAGUGAACACAUCAAGUGCAUACAAUGUUUCACAUCUCCGCAAAGGAGUCGAGACUAAGCAAUGCGAAUAAUAGUAAAACAACAACAACACCAAAAGCAGCAGCAACCACAACAACAAUUACAGCAACACCACGAACGCAUGGCAGCAACUCUAGCGGCGACCGCAACGCAUGCCAAACCAUCGACAUACGCAAGUUGGCAGCGACAGCCGCGCAAUUAGAGGCCGCCAGUAAUGGGCAGCGCAGCAGUGUCGUGGGCACAACCGAAGCAACAACAGCAGCAGCAGCAGCGACGACGUCGGUGGGAGCGACGCACACAGCUACAGCACAAAAUUGCAACAACAACGGCAACAGCAUACACAGAAGUGGCAGCAAAGGCAGCAACAGCAGUGGCGGCUAUGCAGCAGCAACACGAUCAAGGUUAAGAGCAGCAGAGGACAACAAAGCAACAAAAACACCAAAUAAUUUAGCAGCACCAACAACAGCAACAGCCAGCGACAACAAGAAAGCCACAGCAACACUACUUAAAAUGCAUUCCAACGCGACGCCGAACACGGAGCACGUCAACGCCGGCAGCAGCAGCAGCAAUGCCAAUACCGGCGGCGCAGUGGUGCUCAAUAUUGGCAAUGCUGCGGAGUCGUUGCAGCGCCACGGCAGCGCGCGCAGCAAAUGCAGCACGGGCAGUGGCGGUGGCCAAGCGCGCGUCGCACGUGGCAGUGGGAGCGCACGCAGCCGCAGCAGCAAGCAGCGAAAAACUAGUUCCUCAAGUGCCAAGGGUGCUGGCGGUGACAGCACAACAAAAACUACAACAACAACCAGCAACAAUCCUACUAGCAAUAAGUUAAGCGCCGGCAAUGCCGAGCGCGAUACGCCGCCGCCACCAUAUACGAGUCAGGCGCACGCUAACGCGCGCAACUCGGUGCAACGCACGAGUAGCAAGCGCAGCACAAGCAAAGCGGCUAAUCAACAGCAGCCGCAGCAGCAGUCAGAAAAUGGUGGCGCGUCCACACGCGCGACGCAGCAAAAUCGUGACGCGCGCCAAUCGCAAUCGUCAUCGUCGCGUGAGCGUUCACGUUCGCGUUCGCGCUCGCGCUCGCGUUCGCAACAGCGCAGUGAUGAGGAGCGCGACGCGGCAGCAGUGAGCGCCGCGGCCAGGCAACGUCGGCGCCAUGGCAGUCGAAAUUCGUUGGCGAGCGUGGAGCGCAGCAAGAAGCGCGUUGAGGAGGAGGCCGAUGAUGAUUCCUACACGUCAUCGUCCGGCGUGAGCUGCAAUGGUUCGUGCAGUUCGGAUGAUGGCGACUCGAAUAGCACGACGUCGAGCGGCGAACCAAAUUUGCCAUAUCCGGGCUUUCCUGAGAUCUCUUUCCUCAUAUUGUCGCAGGACUCGCGGCUACGUAACUGGUGCUUGCGACUCAUCACCAAUCCAUGGUUCGAGCGCGUCUCCAUACUGGUGAUACUCUUCAACUGCGUCACACUGGGCAUGUAUCAGCCGUGCGAGGAUGAGAAGUGUGUCAAGCUGCGCUGUCGUGUACUGCAGAUCUUUGACGACAUCAUUUUCGUUUUCUUCGCGAUCGAAAUGCUAAUCAAGACGAUAGCGAUGGGCUUGCAUGGCAAAAACACCUAUAUGGCUGAUUCUUGGAAUCGACUGGAUUUCUUUAUAGUUGUUGCUGGUCUCUUGGAAUACGUAACGAAUGUGGAAAAUCUCAACUUGACGGCGAUACGAACGAUACGAGUGUUGCGUCCAUUGCGGGCAAUUAAUCGCAUACCAAGUAUGCGCAUUUUGGUCAUGUUGCUGCUGGACACGCUGCCUAUGCUCGGCAAUGUGCUGCUGCUCUGUUUCUUCGUCUUCUUCAUUUUCGGCAUCAUUGGCGUGCAACUGUGGCGGGGCAUAUUGCGUCAGCGUUGUUGGGUUCCGGAAAUGCCAGUCAUACCAUUUCCGGACCUACCUAAAGAGUACAGAGUUCGAGUCCGUGUUAACUCUGUCUCCAACUACUACGAAUUCUCCAAGGAGCAGGACUACAUUUGCUCGAAGCCCGAGGACUCUGGCAUGCAUUUAUGCGCCAACUUGCCACCCUAUCGUGUCGGCGACAUGAUUUGCACGGAACCCGCAUCCAAAUUUAGUGACAAUCUACCGACAAAUACCUCUUGCGUCAAUUGGAAUCAAUAUUAUACGGAUUGUCGUCGGGUUGGUCAAAAUCCAUUUCAAGGGACAAUAUCGUUCGAUAAUAUUGGCAUGGCAUGGGUGGCGAUAUUUUUGGUCAUUUCGCUCGAAGGCUGGACGGAUAUAAUGUAUUACGUACAAGACGCUGACAGCUUUUGGGAUUGGAUCUAUUUCGUGCUGUUGAUUGUGAUUGGCUCCUUCUUCAUGAUCAACCUCUGCCUCGUCGUCAUUGCUACACAAUUUUCGGAGACGAAAAAACGCGAAAUGGAACGCAUGCGACAGGAGCGCGCACGCUACACAUCCACCUCAACACUGGCGUCCAGCACCAAUAACUCAGAGCCGGCCACCUGCUAUGCGGAGAUUGUCAAAUAUAUAGCGCAUCUUUGGCGGCGUUUCAAGCGACGCAUGUUAAAGAAGUACAGAUUAUAUAAAUACCAAAAACAACAGCGCAACGAAGGUUUGCUGCCGAACGCCGACAAUUUGACAUUCUCACCGUCGCGCAUCAAAUGCCACCACCCGAAGUGCCCCAAGUAUGGCAAUCGCAAGCCGUCGAGUAUACAGGAUCAAAUGAUCACCGUCAUGGUGCCGCUGAAUUCCAACAAUAAUAAUGUAAGCAACAGCAGCAACAACAACAAUAAUGGUGGUGGAGGCAGCGCUGCUGCUGUGGCUAAUGGCACGCGCAGUCAUGCAACAACAACAGCAACCAACACCAUAUUAACGCCAACACCGCCAACAGCAGCGGCAGCAGCAACCACAGCGGCGACGGCGGCGUCUUCUACACUGGCGCUGCCAAUGAGUGGCACAACGACACCGCUAAUAAAUGGCACUGCCAACACUGGUUUACCGCAUAGCAUCAAUAAUAACAAUAUAAGUGUGGUCGGCCAGCAACAACAACAAGCACAGUCGUCGCAGCAACAGCAACAACAUUCCUCUUCGGAGAAUUCUGUGCAAUCAUUGGAGCAUACAACACGCAAUUCCAACCUGAAGAAGUCUUCAAAUCACUUGACACCGGAUGUGGCCAAGCAACAAGCGCAGACGCUGGGGCAGGGUCAACAGCCGGCGGGACAGCAGAAAACGAUUUUACUGAAAUUUCCCUCCAAUGGUGAUUCGGAGCAAUUAAUUCUGCAGUUGGGAAACUUGGGCAAGAGCAAUCCGUGCACCUCGGGCUUCCUCAGUCCACCCACAUCGGCUAGCCGUCGUCCAUCGGUGAUGUUCAACGAAUAUGUGCUGCUGCAUACACCGCCUGCAAUCAGCGAACCGUUAACUAUACCAAGCACAACAACAACAAAUGUGGCAGAGAAGAGCGGUACCGUGUGCUCGUCGGAGAAAAUGACGCAGGCUGGUGAUGGCAGCAUAUGGCAGGUUAAUCUCCCUCAAACGAUCAAUAGCGGCGGCAGCACCAUCGCCAAUCCGUACGCCGAUUGCUCCGAACUCGGUAUACACGACGCGAUGACAUGUCAAGAGCUUUUAGCAUUUUCUGUGGCCUUUUCAGCGGCCCUACCCACCGGCCAGAGUACGUUGGAAUCGUUUUACACCUCAUUGGCGCGCUGUGAUCCACAUACCGCUGAGGCGCUGAAGAACCAACACAAUCGCCAGCAGUCACAAUUAAUUAAACAGCAACAACAACAGUCAAAUACAAAGGUGAUAAGCGAACGCAAGCGUUUGGACAACAACACCAGCGCGGGCAAUAACACCGCCAACACAACAACCGGCAACUACAUCGAAGACUACUCGUGUUGCUAUGAUUUAUACCAGAAUGCGCUGUCACCGCUGGGCGAGAAGAAGCAGCACUCGAAGCCGAUCAAGAUUGUGAUCAGCAUUUAUCGUUGCCUGAUGCGCGUUUGCGGUGUGAUGCGUCGCUACAUAAAGCUGCUGGUGGAGCAUAAGUACUUUCAGCAAGGCAUACUGUUGGCCAUUCUCAUUAACACACUCUCUAUGGGUAUUGAGUACCAUAAGCAGCCCGACUAUUUGACCGCCAUUGUGGAGAAGAGUAACAUCGUUUUCUCGGCGAUAUUCGCUGUGGAGAUGUUGCUUAAGGUGGUGGCAGAAGGUUCAUUUCGUUAUAUUGCGAAUGGUUUCAAUGUGUUCGACGGCAUUAUUGUGAUACUCAGCGUCAUUGAGAUUUUUCAACAAUUCCACAGUGGCAAUGGCAGUAGUGGUGGUGGCUCUGGCCUAUCCGUGCUGCGCACAUUCCGCCUACUGCGCAUACUCAAGCUGGUGCGUUUCAUGCCCAAUUUGCGGCGUCAAUUAUUCGUUAUGCUGCGCACAAUGGACAAUGUGGCGGUAUUCUUCUCACUGCUCGUACUUUUCAUUUUCAUAUUCAGCAUAUUGGGCAUGUAUCUAUUUGGCGGUAAGUUUUGUAAAUUUGUGGACGAUACUGGACUCGAACGUGAAUGUCUGUGUACCGAAAUAAUCAACAAACAUCCACAAUGUGAAUGUGAUCGCAAACACUUCAACAACAUUUUAUGGGCCACUGUUACAGUCUUUCAAAUUCUGACGCAGGAGGAUUGGAAUGUCGUACUAUUCAAUGGCAUGGAAAAGACAAGUCAUUGGGCCGCAUUAUAUUUUGUGGCGCUGAUGACAUUCGGCAAUUAUGUGCUAUUUAAUUUGUUGGUCGCCAUUUUAGUUGAGGGAUUCAGUUCAGAGCGAAAUGAACGUCGCGAACGUGAACAACGUGAGUUGGUGAAAAAAUUACGCGAAGAGACGUUGGCGGAGAAUUUCAGCGAUGCUAUGUACGAUGAAUCGCGUAGCAGUGAAGCCGACUCGACAUCAACUAAUGAAAGUUACUAUGAGGUACGAAAUCGGUGGCAUAGCGCCGAGGAUGUACGAAAGCUACAAGAUGCAACCGAGUUGACACUGGACACAAAAAGUAAUAUGCAAAAGCAACAACAUCAACGCAUGCUACUACAGCCCACACAAGAUUAUCAAAUUAAUGAGAGUUAUAUGAGUGGUGUUGGUGGUGGAAGCAGUGGUUCGGGUAGCGGCAGUGGGCGUAAAUCCAGCGAUAAGGAUGGCAGUAGCAAAUUGUCGAUGGAGGAUGACAAGAAUAAGAAUUUAAAAAAGACAUAUUCUAUAAGAGAGCGUCGCGGCGAUGCACCACGCCUUUCACGUAUACGCCCAUUGCGUGAACCGCCCAUAAUUACUACGACCGCCGCAACGCCACAAGACUCGCCCAACACCACACUGGACGGCGGCAUGAGCUUUCGCAGUUGGAAUCCGCAAGAAAUGGAGACCACGGACGGUGGCGCUGGCAAUCAGUGCCCGGCUUCGCCGUCAUUACUCAGACCACCGACCAUCUUCAGCGGCGGUCAGCGCUCACUCGACGAGGGCAUACCGUCAAUUGAUCUUAUACCACCAUCACCCGUUUUAACGCACAAACCGUUGAAUAUACUAAACGCCAGCCAACUACAAGGAAGCAAUACUAAUCUAAGCAACUGUAAUUUAGUGUCUAACAGUAGUAGUUUACUCCCUAGUGCCCUAAGUAGCAAUAAUAGUAUGCAUAGUGUUGUCAUAGAUGAUAUUUCGAAAAAUUCCGAUGCUAGCGCUUCGGGUCCGAUCUUCGUGCCAACAACAAUCUCGACCGUGUCCACACCCAGCAUGUCGCUACCGGCUGCUACAGGCACCGGCACUGGCGCAGGUUCCACAAAUGGCACUGUUGGCGGUUGUGGUGGAGGUAACGCAGUGAGCAGCAUCGAAAUAUCGCCAAUGAAUGUCGCCGUUAUCGCUACCACAGGUGCUAUGUCUUUAACGUCGACAGCUACUACCACAACAGCAUUGGUAACGCCGUCGAAUGCCUCACAAGCCAGCAGCAUUGAAACGCCGCCCACACUGCCGUCUACCAACGCUUCAGCGACAAUCAGCACAUCGCUGUCCGGCAUGCAGCGUAUACCGAGCCUAAAGCGUUUCAGACGCAGCAGUUCGAAGCGCAAAAAGAAGCCCGCUGAUGCCGGCAGUGGCGCCGAAGAUGACGAACAACAGCAGCUAAACAAUGGCAGUGACAACUCAUGUCUACUGGCUCCACAUAGCAAUGGCGGCGGCGGCGGCUCUAUGCGUUCGGAUGCGUUUCUCAGUCCGUCGCGUACACAGCCUGCCAGCGGCGCAACGCUCACAGCCAACAAUCAGACGAAUCAGCAAAAGACUAAAGAUACAAAUCGUUUAAGUCCACAAAACUCAAUACGUCGUCUCUCCACAACACUUAGUAUUGGCAGCAUACCGCCGUUGGGUAGCCGUCGUGCCUCUGCGUGCAUCUUUAACUCGCAGCUCUAUCAAAACCUGAACCAACCGCCCAAAUUGUAUGCGCCCUCAGCUGCUCACCGACGUAUGUCUUCAUUUGAGUUGGCCUUCAGCAAGAGUUCACAAUUGAAUUUACAUAAUUUGGAGGCGAAUCGCAAGUCAAUGUCGUACACGAACUCCAAACUCGAUUUGGAUAAGUGGCAGAAUUCGUAUAUGAAUCUGCCAGAGCCAGAUAUGUUGCAACAAUACAUACAGGAACGUGAGAAGCGUAAGGGUUCUAUUAGUCACUAUUCGCGACAGCAGCAGCCGCAGCAAAAGCAGCAAAAAGAAAACGAGCUUGAAGAUCCACAAUAUUUGAGCGCUGAACAGCAUUCGCGUAUGCAGAGCUCUGGUCAUAUGAGUAAGCUAAAAAUACUGAUCGAACGCUUAAAACCGACAAACCUCACCGAACAAAGAGAGUCAUACUCGCUGUACAUUUUCGCGGAAGACAAUAGGUUCCGUGAGCUGUGUACGUGGUUUGUUGAACAGAAAUGGUUCGACAAUGUUGUCCUGCUGUUUAUCGCACUCAAUUGUAUUACAUUGGCUAUGGAACGACCAAAUAUACCGCCAACGAGUCACGAACGUUUAUUCCUUGCCACAGCCAACAACGUGUUCACAGCCAUUUUUACAGUGGAAAUGCUCAUUAAGGUGGUAUCGACUGGCAUGUUUUAUGGACCCGAUGCAUAUUUCACAUCCGGCUGGAAUAUUAUGGAUGGCUCAUUGGUUACAAUAUCAAUCAUUGAUUUACUAAUGUCAUUGUUUAGCCAAUCGAGCUCUAAGAUAUUUGGGAUUUUAAGGGUGUUUCGACUACUUCGUUCCCUACGGCCGCUGCGUGUGAUCAACCGCGCCCCGGGUCUGAAAUUAGUCGUGCAAACGCUCUUAUCGUCCCUACGACCCAUCGGCAACAUCGUGCUGAUCUGCUGUACAUUUUUCAUCAUAUUCGGCAUUUUGGGCGUGCAACUCUUCAAGGGCACCUUCUACUACUGUGAGGGCGAGAAUAUUAAAACAGUACGCACAAAAAUGGACUGCUAUGAACAAGGGUACGAGUGGAAGAAUCGCAAAUAUAACUUCGAUGAUCUUGGCAAUGCAUUGAUGUCAUUAUUCGUAUUGAGCUCACGUGACGGUUGGGUGAAUAUUAUGUAUACCGGUUUGGAUGCGGUGGGCGAGGACAUGCAACCAAUUGUCAAUUACAAUGAAUGGCGUCUACUCUAUUUCAUUGCAUUUAUAUUGCUCGUCGGUUUCUUUGUGCUCAACAUGUUUGUUGGCGUGGUGGUUGAGAAUUUCCAUCGUUGUCGCGAGGAGCAGGAAAAAGAGGAGAAAAUUCGACGCGCCGCUAAACGCGCUUUGCAAAUGGAGAAGAAACGCAAACGUAUGCACGAGCCACCUUACUAUAUAAACUAUUCACCGACACGUAUGUUCGUGCAUAAUGUUGUGACAUCGAAAUACUUCGAUUUGGCUAUAGCCGCUGUGAUCGGUCUCAAUGUGGUCACCAUGGCGUUGGAGUAUUAUGGCAUGAAGGAGCCACUAAUCUAUGCGCUGAAGGUCUUCAACUAUUUCUUCACGGCCGUCUUCAUAUUGGAGGCGAGCAUGAAAGUGUUGGCGCUUGGUUGGCCGGUUUACCUGAAGGAUCGUUGGAAUCAACUCGACGUGGGAAUUGUAUUGUUAUCGGUAUCCGGCAUUAUUUUGGAGGAAUGGCAUACGCAGAAAAUUCCAAUUAAUCCGACGAUAAUACGUGUAAUGCGUGUACUGCGUAUUGCGCGUGUGCUGAAACUACUCAAAAUGGCUAAGGGUAUGCGUGCGCUGCUCGACACCGUGAUGCAGGCUUUGCCGCAAGUCGGUAACUUGGGCCUGCUCUUCUUUUUGCUCUUCUUUAUUUUCGCCGCCCUUGGCGUGGAAUUGUUCGGUCGCCUAGAAUGCUCCGAACGUAAUCCAUGUCAGGGCUUAGGCGAACAUGCACAUUUCGCCAAUUUCGGGAUGGCUUUCCUCACAUUGUUUCGCGUAGCGACUGGCGACAACUGGAACGGGAUCAUGAAGGAUACACUGCGAGAGGACUGUGAUGAUGCGGAUGAUUGCGUGCGCGAUUGUUGCGUUAGCCGGGUCAUAGCUCCAAUAUUCUUUGUGAUAUUCGUUCUAAUGGCGCAGUUCGUAUUGGUGAAUGUCGUCGUGGCUGUACUGAUGAAACACCUCGAGGAGAGCCACAAACAGAUGGAAGACGAAAUGGACAUGGAAGUAGAGCUAGAGCGUGAACUUGUGCGCGAGCAGGAGUUUGAGAGCGAACAGAAGCUGUGCCAGCAGUUAGAACAGCAGACGCAACCGCCGCCACCAGCACGCCAGCUGAACAAGAUCAAAUCGUUGCCGAAGAACUUUACCUACAGCACGCCAUCGCUGGAUAAGAAAUUCCCAAGCGUGUUGAGCGGCAUAGGCAUCGGUGGUGGUGUUAGAGCCGCCGGCCUUGCUGGCCGCCGUCAAACCGUGCAAUACAUCAAUCAACCGAAUAGCAUUGGUUUGGCCGAACUGGGACGCGGCACACAAAUUGGCGCCGGUGUAGGUGCUGCUGUUGGCAGCAAUGUUGCGGCUGGUGGUAGCGGUGGUGUUGGCGCAAGUGGUGCACUACUCGCACCGCAAGCGCUCAAUGCGCGUCUUAACGCAUCAGCUGCGGAGAACAGCUUCGAUACAAAACUCCAACUUCAACCGACCGCCGGUGCACUGGGACGUCGUGGCCGUCGCAGUUCGACCGCGUUCCGUAGUAAACGCGGCCUGCUCGCCAAAGAGCGCUCUCUCGAUGAGCAGGCCAUACGCCGACGCACGCUCGAAUCGAAGCGUAUGAGUUGUGACUCGCUGCCGUGGGGCGGCGAUAGCAACGAUUAUCGGCGUGGCACUAUUUUCGAAAGUCUCGAAUCGGAUGGCGGCGGUAGCCCCUCUUCAACGUAUGAUGUGCGUAGCAUACGCAGCGAAGACGUAGCUGCGACAGCUAAAGCUACAGCACACGGUAGUGGCGCCUCCGAUGCGCUGAGCAUUGUGAGCGCCAGCGUAAUCAGUGAAAAGAUCACAACACCUAUAAUAACACCCUUAUCAACGAAUGUGGCAGCGGCAGCUUUGCCGAGCGUUGGCACAACAGCCAACGCAACGGCGCCACGUCGCACCUAUGGACGUUCACUCUCCACCGACCAAGCAUAUGCGUCUAGUGUUGGCGGUUCGAGUAGCGGACGCGGCGGCUUACUGUCCGUACCGCGUAGCAUGCCACCACGCAGCCGUAGUGGCAGCACAAAACAAUUAUUUAAGCAACAAGCACUCGACGAAGAUCCCGAUAUGGAUGAGAACACUCUACUAUUACCCAUUGUGGUCGAGAGCAGCUGUGAUGGCAAUGCGACCAACAGCAGCAGUGGCAUCACAACUGCCAACGGCAAUGGUAAUGGCAACAUGCACAACACUAACGACAAACUUAACAAUAAUAGCUGUAGCGGCGCUAAUAAUCGCAUUGCCACCGCCAAUGGCAACGGCGCUACAGCUGCGGUCGUGGAACAGCUUGCUUUAAGCAAAUCUGACUCGGCCGAUAUAAUGCGCAUCAUUUCGGAGCGCAGGCGCAUGGAUCAGCGUGAUAAUAGCGGCAAUGAGGAUUCAGACUACAAAGAAUUGCUGCUGGUGAAGUCACCGCACUCCUCCACGGAUGGCUAAAUGGAAUUAAAUACUAUAAGCUAGAAGGUAGUAUGCUAGAUUAAGUUAAUAUUUACGUGCUAAGUAAAUGGAAUUUUAGUAGUUAGCUAUAUAGUCCUUCUAACGAGUAUGCGCAAGAAUUGAAAUAUUUUAGUUGCAAAUUGUAUAUAGAAACGUGUCCUCUAAGUGCUAAAUUUGGUGCAUACAACAGUCGUUAGUUUCAAGAAAACUUCAUUUUUCGUGGAAUACUUAAACCUACGAACUCAAAAGCAGUAGCAAAAACUUUGAAAUAUCUUAGUGGACUUUUUAAAACUUUUUCUGCCACAAAUAAAGACAAUUCGACCUAACCUUUAACACACAAAACUCAUGCUUUCUCAGCAUCACUAACUCGAACAACUCAGAAGGAAUGCGUGGCCAGCCAAAUUUUUUUCACUGCAAUUUCAAAUGUAACUGAAAGUCUUGCAACUUUCGCCGCUAAAACUUCUGUAAAUGUGCCACUACUGAAAUAUCAGAAAGCCAUUAGCUCUUUUGAGAAAAACAAUGAAUUUAGCAAAGUUCUGCACCAAUUAUAGCUUGUUUACACCAUGUUAUCCCCAGUAUUUCGGCAUAAACAACAUAAAAUCAGUAGUUUAAAGCUAAAAUUCGAAAAUAUAGAAAUUUCUUCAUUUCAGCCCUAGAAACGUAUGGAAAUUUAUAUGAAAGGCAAAACACAACAAAUUUGUUGAAUUUAACAAAAUUCACCACCAAUCAGCACUUGUUAUCAUUUAGCCGAGCACUAAACCGGCGCUUUAAUAGCUUUUGACACACUUGAAAAAAAAUACUUCCGCUAUUAAAUAAUAAUAUUUUUCUCGGUGUAAGCAAAUUUCGUGCGCUGAGCAUAGCAUCAUAACAAUUAUUACUUUUUCAGUUAACCUUGCUGCAUACAACUCUGUAGUUAUGAUAGUGGGGCGCUUGUGUCAACUUUUAGGGAAUUUUCUUAGCUAUACCACUAACUGUAUAAAUGUUUAGCACUAAAUUCGAAAAAUCGACUUUCUGUUUUCAAUUUUUCAACGAAAAACAGUAAAUAGAAACUAAUAGUAUUAAAUGAAAAAUGUAAAAAAACAUACUUUUAAGAAAAACUUGCAAAAAAAUAUGUAUUUAUGUACAGAUGACAUCAACUUUAGACUAGUGCAGUUGUUGACAAGUAAUUUUUGAAAAAUUAAAACAACAAAAACGAUUGUUUCAUAUUACAGUUAUGUAAAUGCAACACUGUAAAAGUUGCAAAUUUGUCUCUAAAAAUCAUCAACUCUGUGAUUAGCUGUAAAAAAAAUGUUGAUUAAAAAUCAUAGCUCAAAGAUGUUGAGAAGAUAUAAUAUAUGUACGUAUGUAGCUACAAAUUACUUUUAAUUAAUUACAAUUGUUUGUAUAUAAACGAAACUAUUACAAUGCAGCCAUAAUUGCAAAUAUAUUGCAAAUUAUAUUAUUAUAUAAUUUUAAUUGAUAACAAAGAGGUAAAACGCUGUUUGGCGCAAAAGUUGGCAACACUUGAGCGCAUAACCUUCCUAAACACAACAAGUGGUGCAGAUUGUGCAAAAAUUGCAUCUAUCGAUACAAAAAAUGUGUAAAAAUAUAGAAAAUAUGUGUUUAGCAAUUAAGUUUAGUUAGCGUUUAAAGGAAAAGUAGCGUUAAAAACUGAACAAAAGUCUUAUAAAAACUUUUAGCACACAGAGCUGACGGUUCACAAAAGCCUUGUGAAAACUUUUAGCACACAGAGCUGGCGCGUAACUACAAAAUUUAUGAAACGUGUUUAAAAUGAAGCAUUAUUUAGCAUUAAUUAUUGUGUGUACUAAAAAAAGUGCGGUUGUUGUCAACGAAACGCAUUGAAAUAUUGUUUUUUAAAUAAAUGCAAUAUUAGCGAUAAGCGAUAAACGAUUAACGAUUAAAGUAAAACGAUAUGUACCACACAACAGUUAUGAAAAAGUAAAUAAUAGGCAGAAAAAUUAUGUAUGUACACUAUGAAAACUUUCCUAAAACAAAAAAUUCAAAUUAAAGAAUUUAAAUAAUAGAAUUAGUAAUUAAAUAAUAAGAAUUAAAAACAAAAAAAGAAUAUAUUUCAAUAACAAACAAAUACAAAUUUAAUAAGAAAAAAAUUAAAAACAACAAAAUAUAUUAUAAAAGGAAAUGAAAACAGUUGUAGCGCAUUUCUUCUCCCUGAAAAGUCUUCCUCAUCUUUAAGCAAAUAUGAAAAAUAAAAAAAUGUAUCUACAAAUGUAUUACUGCAAGGUAGAGAAAAUACUAUUAAAAAUUUAGGAGCUGUAAAAAUGAAAUUGUUUAAAAAUUAGUGAAUUUGUGCAGCAUUUAGAUGUAAAUUGUACUAAUAUUUGUAAAAUAGAACUUGUUAUGCGCCAAUAAAUGAAGAUUUAGUAAUAUUUCGUUGAAAAAAAAAACAAAAAAAAUAUGUAAAUAAAGAUUUAGUAAUAUUUCGUUAAAACAUAAACGAAAAAAAAUAUAUGUAAACUGCAAUAGUAACAAAUAUAUUCUAUAAGAAAAGUCAUGUAAAAAAUCAUAGAAAAAGUUACACACAACACUCUACUGUUAAACGAAAAAGAUUUUAAUAAACACAGAUUUUCAACAAAUGACAAUCCGAGCACACUGCUUUUUAUUUUUGUUGCUAUUGUUUUGCGGUUUGUUUAGUCCAGAUUAUUUUUUUCAGCACAUGCCUUUCUCAAACAUGCAUUUUUUAAAUUACAUAAAAUUUUAUUUCAAAUAUUUUAAAUUGAAAGUAACAGUUUUUUAUUGUGAUUUUUGCAAUUCAAAUAUUAUCGUCAGACACUGCACUCAAAUGAUCUACAUAGUAAUGAUUUAAUGUUCGCAGCAGUUUUGCAACAACAAAAAGUUGAAUUUAUGGUGAUGUGAUCCAAAGUAGGCCACCAAGGAAGAAUGUAUGUUAUAGGAUAUAACUUUUCUACAAACUUUUGUUCUUAUAUUGAGUGAAUUGUAAGAAGAAAAUAUGAAUCAAAAUCGAACUCACUGCAAGGACUCAAAAGGUUAUAAGGAGAAACAGACUUAAGACCAAUUCAACUUCAAAUCUACAAGUUCGUACUCUUGAAUUCAAACAUUACUCAACAUAUUUAAGCUAUGCUUGUUUAAAAUGGAAGAAUUUGUGCAAAAUCGUAUAAAAGAACUUUCACAAGUGUCCAACAACAAAGCGUCAAAUUUUGUUUUGAGCAUUAAAGGUUUUACACCUAAUACAAGGUGAAUACUCGGAAAGUUGAAAAAUAAUGUAAAAUGUCAACAAAAAAUUUGUUCAAAAGCGUAGAUCAGACCUAUCAAGGAUCAUAUUAUAUUUUUUAUUAAUUAAGUUAACAAACUUACCGUUCAUAUUUCAUUUGACAGCUGCUAUAUCAGGCGAUGCGUAUUUUUCAUUACACAAAAUUUAUUUAUUUUACGUUCAUUUAUUAAUAUUGUCUCUAGUUUUGUUUUUAAAAUUUUACGUUUUUUUAUUGACACACAAAACACCACUUUUUUGAUAUUUUUUUACAGAACACACUAAGGAAAUUUUAAUUUUUCCUAUUUUCUUAUUUGCACACAACCACUUAUUUUAUUUUUAUUUUUUCAAAACGCCACUUUAUAUUUUGCCUUAUUAUUUACUUUUUUCUUUUUUAUUACUUUAGUGAAAAUUUUAAUUUUCACAUAUUUAUACUUAUUUACACACAACCAAAUUUUUUUCAAAACGCCACUUUACAUUCAGCUUUAUUUUUUAUUACUUUUUUUCUUAACACCUAACCAGUUUAAAUUUAAAUUUUCACUUAUUUACACACACAUCUACUUUUUACUUUUUUUGCUUUAUUUGCACUUAUUACACACACACAUCUACUUUAUAUUAACUUUUUUUAUUUAUUUAUUUUUUCUUAUUUUAUAUUUUUUAUUUCAUUUUUUAUAUUUUUAUUUAAUAAACCUUUUACCUUUUUCCAUUAUUCACACACACAUCUACAUUUCACUUUUUUAACUUAUUUCUUCUUUUUUUUCAAAGACUAACUUGGGAAAUUUCAACUUUCCUCUUUUUGCUAUUUUUUUAGACACAUUUUACUUUUUCUGCACUUUUUCAUUUAUUUUUUACUUUUUUCGUAACACACUAUUAAUGGAAAACUUAAAUUUUCACCUUUUUUGCAUUGAUUUACACAUACAGACAUAUUACUCUUUUACUUUACAUUCACUUACUUCUAUUACUUCUACUACUUUUUUCUUGGGAAAAUUUAAAUUUUCUCCAAAUUUUUUACUAACUUUGGCAUUUUUUUCAUUUUCUCUUUUUUCUUAUUUGCCUAUGCACCCAUUUUUUUACUUUUAUAUUUUAUUUUUUGCUUUUUUCUUUUUUUACACAUUUAUUUAUUUUAUUUUUCAACAUUUUCACAAUUGCACACACAUUAUUUACAUUUUCACUUACAUAUUUUAAUUAACACACUACACACUUCCGAUUUACUAUUUUGCAUAAUUUUUUUCAUAACCGCGCACACAAUAUGCAAUUUUUCAUUGUUAUUAGUCUGUUCUUCUACAAACUUUAUGUUCAAACCUGCACAAACAUGAUGUGCUCUUUACCCGUUAUUUUCACUGCAGUUUCUUGACGUGUAUUAAAAAGUUUUAUUGUUAUUGUUUAUACAAAAUUCUGUUUAUUUCCUUCACUAUUAUCACUUUUAUCAAUAGCUUACUUUUUAUUUUCCACAAUUGUGAUAUUUUUAAGUAUUUUCCGUAUUUUCCAAUUAAUUAUUUAGCCUUUAUAUAAAACACAAGAGUUCGUCACUUUAAACUUCGUUUUUUGCUUUACUCCACGUCAAACUGCAAACAUCAUACGUUCAAACUUGCACAAACAUGAAAUGCAUUUUCCCGUUGUUUUCACUGCAGUCUAUCACCGAAUCUGUUAUAGCUAUUUAUGCAGAAUUCUGUUAUUUUCCUUCACAAUUUUUACUUUUAUCAUUAGUUUACGCUUUAUUUUACACAAUUGUGAUAUUUUCAAGUAUUUUCCGUCUUUUCCAAUUAAUUAUUUCGUCUUUACAUGUAAGCAAGUGUUCACCGCUUUAAGCUCCGCUUUCUGCACACACACAAGGUCACUCUCAAACUGAGCCUUGCCACAUCAACACACUGAAAGAAAUAGUGAGAAAAAUGUAAAAUGUAAAUCUAUUACAAUUUUUUCGAAUUAUGUUAUGUUUUAUUGUAGAUAUAUAAUGAAAUGUUGUAUUAUCAUUGCAUAAUUUCACUGGAAGUAAUGAGAAAAAAGAAAACGGUAGAAGUCCAUGUCAGUACAGGUGGACUUGUACCGUUCUUUCUUCUCACUGCUGCCGGCGCAUAAACUAAAAUAUUUAAUUAAGCUAAUUUAAGUAGUUAAGAUAUGCUAUAAGUUUUAUAAUAGCGAAUUUGUGCAUAACACACUAACAAACAAACAAACUUACAAAGAGUUUCGUGUUACUGUAGAUAUUCAUACAUUGUAGACAGACUUAAACUGUAUAUUUAAUAAGAAAAAAUAGCAGGAAAUUUUAAAACAAAAAACUAGCGAAUUUUCUGCAUAUAUUAAAGCGUGUAUGUAUGUAUGUAUUGAAACUUUAUAUACAACUUACUAUUGCCUUUUUCUGAAAACUUUUUAAAAAAUGUAGCAUAGCAUGUGUUUAACACACUAAAAAAUCUAAUGUAUAGAAAUAUUACUAACAAAACACUUUUUACAGCAAGUUUGUAAAAUUAAAAAAAUAAAAUAACUUUAUAAAAAUACUAAAUUGUAGCGAAAUUGUAAAAACAAAAUAUAUAUACAACUGUACAACUUACACAAAUAUAUUGACUAUAUAGUUAUAGUGUGCUAUUCAACGAAUUAGAACUUGUAAAUUUUUUAAAACUAUGAAAGAAAAAAUUUCAAAAUUAGAAAAGUUGCAGCAAAGAAAAUUUUGCGAAGAAAAAUUGCAAAUUUAUGCCUAAAAAAUAACUGUCAAUUUCAUGUUUUUAUGUUUUUCUCUCAUAAAAAAAAACAAAAUUUAAAAACAAAAAAUUUAGAAAAAAACAAAAAUUUUCAAACCUACAAAUUUUUUUUUAACUUCAAAAUUUCUAUAUUUUUUUAUAUAAACAAACUUUAAAUUUACUAUUCACUAUAAUAAAGCAUAUUUUUUGUUUUCUACACAAAAGCACUCAAUUUUUGUGUCACUCAUACGCACCUCACCUGACUUUCUCACAUAUAAACAUACAAACACAAAUUUCAAGCUGUGACUGCGCACGUUGAUCGUGUAGCUAAACCUUUUAGUAUGAAAAGUUUAUAGUAAAACUUAAUAAAAAUUUACUAAAAAUAAUUACAAAUGAGAGAAACAUAAUUUCUUCUGUGCCUUUCUACUCAAAACAAAAAUUAAAAAAAAUCUCUAUACCUAUUACUAUAUACACUGUGAAAAAACACACAUUUACACUUUCGAACUCAACAAAAAAAAUUACCUUAAGUGACUUUCUCUCGCGCCACACGUUCACAUUCACUUCGUAUUCAAUUUUGGUAAACUAAAAAGAGAAGAGUAAAAAAACAUGGAAAUUAGCGAAAGUAGUUGAUAUAUAUUGCAAACAGUUAUACUAACAAAUAUGUAUAAAUAAAAUUUAGUUAAAAAGAUUAAGAACACCAUCUAAGCUGAUUUAAGUAACAUAAUAAUUAAGCAGAAUAUAAAAAUAUAAAUAAAUAAAUAAUGAAAAAAUUAGAAUUAUAUGUAUAAUGUUUAUAUAAACAAUAAAAAUAUGUAUGGCAUAUAGAAAAGAAAUUAUAAAAAACUAAUAAUUUUAAAAUUUUGAAUCGGUAAAAUUUGCUGAAUAAAUUGGUUACAUCUAAAUUAUUUUGGUUAUUUUUGAGGUUAUAAAUUAAAAAAAUUAUGUUUUUCAAAGUUUUAUACGAUAAAAUUUACUGAAAACUACUUUCAGUUGGUACUAAAUUAUUUUGCUUUCUUUUGAGGUUAUAAUUUUUUUUAUUACUUGUUUUACUGAUGCUGAACCAUGCUAUUUUUUUCAUUUUUUAAUCAUUUUUUACUAUUUGUUUUUUUUUUUUAAUUUUUUAUUAUUAUUUUUAAAAUUUUUGAAUUGUUUAAUUUAAUUUUUUUUUAUUUAAAAUUUUUUUUUUAGUUUAAAAUUUUUUUUUUAGUUUAAAAUUUUUUUUUUAUUUAUUUAUAAAAAACGAUUUUUCACAGAAAUAAAUUUGUAAAAAUUAAAAAAAAUUUAAGAACAGUUGAAAAAAAUUAAUUAAAAUUAGCAUGAGUUAGAAUUGGAAAUUAAAAGCUUAUUAGAAAGCCAAAAAUAUCAGUAACAACGCUAACAAAUACCGAAACAAUAGCUUAGAAAAUUUGAAAAUUUAAUUGUUUGAGAAACAUUAAUUUUAUAAGUAUUUCGAGAAUGCAUAUAAAUUGAUGAAUUUUAAAAAAUAGCAAACAGCAUAUUACAGUAAAAAUGUGUUAAAUUGAACUUACAAAUAAUUAGCGAAAUUAUAUGGAAAACAACAAUAAAAUAGCAGUAAAUAGAAAGCAAAGCAAACAAACUGAAAUAUUUUGAAAAUUACGUUGCAAAUGUUACAUAAAUAUUUAAGAUAAAAAUAUUUUAAUAUAAAACAAUAAAAAACUAAGCAAAUGCAAGCGAAAUUAAACAAUAAAUUGACAACAACAAUACAAUGAAUUGAACACACUUUCACUGACAAGUAUUUCGAAUGCAUUUAAGUAAAAAAAACUAAAAAAAAUACAAAUAAAAAAUAAAACUUUUACGAGUUGCCAAUUUACGUAAAUAAAAUUAUUUAACAAAAAUAUAAUAAAAAAAA